Molecule: messenger RNA, 387 nt
Organism: Penaeus vannamei (Pacific white shrimp)
Lineage: Eukaryota; Metazoa; Arthropoda; Malacostraca; Decapoda; Penaeidae
Source: RefSeq, a predicted model, not a curated record
AUGAACCUUCAGAUAAUCCUAUACUGUAUUAAUGAACAGAUUGCAGACCCUUGCUACAGAUUUCAAAAAGUUUUGAAGAUUGAUAUUGUGGCUGUCUUGACGUUGCCUCUGAAGAUAAGACAGAAAUCAAAAUCUACCCUUUUAGUGGCUUUUUUCCUUCUAAACAGGGUUGCAUCAGAGUGCACUCGAUUGCUAACAGUGCUUGUCCCUUCAGCACAAGGGCUUCCGAGCUGUAGUGCUGCAUUUGAUAGUCAAAAACAGGCCUUUAGUGCCCACGCCCAGCCCAUGCCAGAGCCCCAUGCCCAGCCCCAUCCCACGCCCCCCCCAGCCCCAGCCCACGCCCCAGCCCCAUGCCCCAGCCCCAUGCCAGGCCCAUGCCCAGCCUAA